Messenger RNA from Ziziphus jujuba (common jujube), 1560 nucleotides. RefSeq names its product glucan endo-1,3-beta-glucosidase. The record is from RefSeq and is a predicted model, not a curated record. Bases 124 to 1290 code for a protein of 388 amino acids. Lineage: Eukaryota; Viridiplantae; Streptophyta; Magnoliopsida; Rosales; Rhamnaceae. Gene Ontology annotation, molecular function: hydrolase activity, hydrolyzing O-glycosyl compounds. The transcript has a single exon. Gene Ontology annotation, cellular component: plasma membrane. Gene Ontology annotation, biological process: carbohydrate metabolic process.
GCAACCCCUACUCCUUCUUUCUUAACCUCCACCCCCUGGCGCAGUAUAGCUUCGUUCCCCAUUUCAAAACCCAAGAAAUCCCUCCAAAUUCUCUCUCUCUACCCCUCAAGAACCAGCCAAGCCAUGGCGCUCAGCUUCUUCGUUUUCCUCACUUUCGCUCUCUUCUCUCUCUCUCUCGUGGCCAGAACCACCACCACCACCGUUGGCGUCACCUUCUCCUCCGCCACUUCCGCCACGCACACCAAGCCACUGUCGCCGGAGCAGAUAGCAUCCACGGUGAAGUCUCUAGGUUUUGGCUCCGUCCGUCUUGAGGUUUCGGACCCAGCAAUGGUCCGAGCUUUCCUUUACUCCAACACCACGCUCCUCCUCACGAUUCCGAACCACCAGGUUCCGGUAAUCGCCGCGAACAGGUCCAACGCCGUGCGGUGGCUCUACGUUAACGUGGUACCUUUCUUCCCGAGAGCCAAGAUCACCACCAUUUCCGUCGGCAACGACCUUCUAGAAUCUACCCCGAGCUUCUCGAGCUUCCUGAUCCCGGCGAUCAGGAACAUCCACCUGGCGCUUCGCGAUCUCGGGAUCCGCAAGAUCUCCGUCUCGACGACUUUCUCAUUCAUCAAUGCCGUCACGACGUCGUUUCCGCCUUCCUCCGCGGUUUUCCAAGAACCGGCUCUGGAAAUCGUGAUCAGGCCGCUGCUUCAGUUCUUGCGCGACACCAAUUCGUCUUUCUUGGUCAACAUCUACCCCUACAAUCUCUACAGGCUCCACGGCGAGAUCCCAAUUGGGUAUGCUCUGUUCCAGGAACACCCUUUCAACUUCAGGGACGAUUUGACCACCGGAGUCCGGUACCGGAAUCUUUUCGAUAUGAUGGUGGAUGCCGUGGUAAGCGCCAUGGCCGUCGCUGGCCACGAGAAUAUUCCGGUGGUCGUGACGGAGACUGGGUGGCCGAGCUCCAGCGCGGAUCCGACUGAGGUGGAAGCCAACGCUGCGUACGCCGAGAUGUACAUCAAAGGUUUGGUGAAGCAUCUGAAAUCGGGGAUAGGAACCCCACUGAGGAAGGAAGGUGUAUCGGAGGCUUAUGUGUACGAGCUGUUCGACAAGGAAGUGAAAACCGGUGCGACUCCGCAUGGACGCAGUUGGGGAAUUCUGUAUCCGAAUAUGACCAACAAGUAUGAGAUUGAGUUUUCUGGGUCGUAUAGAAACUAUCAGGGAAGAAAUUCUCUGGAGCUGAUUGUUGGGUUGUUCUUGGUUUUUGCUCUCUUCCAUGGCUUCCUUGUUUUUCCUCUGCUGUAGAGAGUUUUUUGGGUUCCCUUUUUUUCUACUGAAUUUGAGGCUUCCUCUGUGAAUAACUUCGAAAAAAAAAAAAAGUAUAGCUUGUGCUUUUGCAGAAAGCGUUUGAUGUGGGUUGGUGUUUUUUUGCUCUAUGCUGUAGAGAUUGUAAGCCAGUACCACUUCGAUGUCUUUUUUUGUGUAGAAAAGUCAAUUGUAUAUUACGAGGGAAUUAAAAAAGUUUUCUUUUUGAAAAUCUCAUUUGUACCACUGAUUGAUGUACUUCGGAAUGAA